AUGGCUUUCGGAGUCGCGAUGGAUGGCGCCCCUCUACCACCUGCACUGGUUACCUUCAAGAAUGACUUGCAGAUGCAGAAUAUGUUCCAGACCGGUCUCUUCAGCCUGCUGAUAUAUGACCAUUUGUUGAAUUUCGGAGAGGAGGUCGAGAGAAUCUGGAAGAAACCAUGGACCGGUGCAUCCAUUUUGUUCGUAUUGAAUCGGUAUCUGACGCCACUGGAAUUCAUCGUGGUGAUGACCGCGUUCCAGUCGGAGUGGCCUGCGGAGAUGCCGACGAUUCGUGAAAUACGAAGGUGCCGGUUCUGUUACGGUUACUGGGAUAUGUCAGAGCUGCAGUUCUCGCAGAAGGCAUUCGAGUACCUACAACGAGGUGCUAGCAUGCCGAUGGUACUCAAGGAGAUUCCUCCAGUACCUUCAGACUAUUCCUCCGAGUACGGCGAUUCUUCGCCAUGUUGCCAAUGGUUGCUCUAA
Molecule: messenger RNA, 471 nt
Organism: Punctularia strigosozonata HHB-11173 SS5
Lineage: Eukaryota; Fungi; Basidiomycota; Agaricomycetes; Corticiales; Punctulariaceae
Exons: 8
Coding region: 1-471 (156 amino acids)
Source: RefSeq, a predicted model, not a curated record